GACGAGCUUCAGGUGGAUACAACAUCAACAAGAUAAUCUUAUCACUUGGAUAAGAUCAAGCUGGACGUCACACUAGGGUCCGAGUGUUUAACGUUGAACUAAUCCCGAAUCGUCUUGUACGCCGCCAACCCUCACUUUCAUCAUGACAAGCGACAGCGACAAGCACAUUCUCGUCACGGGAGCAGGUGGCUUCGUUGGCCAGGCCAUCGUUGCCCCUCUUCUGGAGUCUUCGCCCUCUCUCCAUGUUACUCUCACUGAUGUGGCCGAGCCUCCCGUCCCUUCGAACGCAGCGCACGCGAGCAUCCGUGUUACUUCCCUCGCGGCCGACUUGACCUCCCCCGCAGCUGUCGCGGACCUGCUCGGUAGCCGCCGCUUCGAUGCCAUCUAUAUUCUCCACGGUCUCAUGUCCGGCGGGUCGGAGGCGAACUUGGAACUUGGCCUGGCUGUGAAUGUGGACUCGAUCCGGAGUGUGUUGGAUUACCUCCGCAAGAACGAGCCCGGCACGAAAGUCGUGUUUGCGAGCUCGUGUGCCGUGUAUGGGCCUUGUGAUGGAGAAGUCUCGGAGGCAGCGACGGUGCCACUGCCGCUAUCUUCCUACGGCGCGGAGAAGCUCAUUAUUGAGUUACUUCUGAAUGAUUUCUCCCGACGGGGGUUGCUGGAUGGCCGCAUCGCGCGGCUGCCGACUGUGGUUGUUCGGCCAGGCAAGCCGUCUGCCGCAGCGUCCAGCUUUGUGUCCGGCAUCGUGAGGGAGUCUCUCAAGGGCAUCCCGAACGCCCUCCCCGUAAGCCGCGACUUUGGGCUUUGGAUUUGCAGCCCGGCCACGGUGGUCCAGAACCUCGUCAAGCUCAAGGAUAUUCCGGCCGAGAAGUUUGGCGACUCGCGAAUCGUCAACCUGCCUGGAAUCACGGUGGCGGUCCAAGACAUCUUGGACGCCGUGGAGCAGGUUGGGGGGAAAGAGGCGGUUGGGUUUGUAAAGGAAGAGAUAGACCCCCCGACUGAGAGACUGGUCAAGAGCUGGCCGCCGAGAUUCGACGUCAGCAGAGCUUACGGGCUGGGGCUUGAGCCCGACGGUGAGCUGAUCGAGGCUGUUCGAGCGUUUUAUGAGACGUUGAAGAAGUGAUGAAGCAAAGCUUUGUAACGCUCUUCAUGUUUUGCCUCAAUGCUACGAUGGUUUAUGAAAUCACGGAAUGGGUAGUUUAUUGAACGUCCAG
This is a messenger RNA of Ilyonectria robusta, 1211 nucleotides long. RefSeq lists its product as uncharacterized. The record is from RefSeq and is a predicted model, not a curated record. Lineage: Eukaryota; Fungi; Ascomycota; Sordariomycetes; Hypocreales; Nectriaceae. Bases 143 to 1120 code for a protein of 325 amino acids. The transcript has a single exon.